This is a messenger RNA of Aedes albopictus (Asian tiger mosquito), 3985 nucleotides long. RefSeq lists its product as uncharacterized. Bases 69 to 3917 code for a protein of 1282 amino acids. Gene Ontology annotation, cellular component: nucleus. The record is from RefSeq and is a predicted model, not a curated record. Lineage: Eukaryota; Metazoa; Arthropoda; Insecta; Diptera; Culicidae. The transcript is spliced from 4 exons. Gene Ontology annotation, molecular function: zinc ion binding.
CAGAAUUAUUGCUCCAAGAACGAUCGUAAAUCGUAGUCAGCAAAGUGCAAAAGCCUACCGUAUAGAAAAUGCAAAGAAUACCUCGCAAACGUAAGCUAACAGAAAAAGUCCGGAACAACCCGGACUUGGAGCACUUCCGAAUAAAGUUCGAGGUCAAGACGGAACCGGAGGAUGAUCCGCCGCCAACACCGUCAGUUGUGUGUUGUUAUUUGUGCAAACUUUCGUCCGGUGUUAAGUUGCUGGCUCUUGAAGUGCACAAUCCCAAACGCACGGAACCUUCCACGGUGGAUAAGAUAAAAGCAUGCAUCGGUUGGGAGGUUUUGCCCGACAUGGACGAAACGAGUCGAAUUUGUCGGCCGUGUAUCCGCAAGCUGGAUGAGCACUACGAGUUCCGGAAGCAAGCCUUGCAGUGCAACGACUACGCUCAAAACCAGAUGGCCGCCGACGAAGCUGAAGUCGUUGAUGCCCCAGCAGAGAUUCGGGUGUGCCGUUUUUGUUUGAAAAUCGGCGGCAAACUUUUGGAUCUGCAUCCGGCAGGUAGCGCUUCGGAUGUGCUACUGUUGAAAAAGAUCCGCGACAGUUUGGACGUCGAGAUCAACUCCUGGGAUGCCGUGACGAAAAUUUGCCGCGCAUGCAUUCAAAGGAUCCAGGAUUUUUUGGAUUUCCGUGAAAAACACCUGCCGAUAUCGGUGUUUGUGAAGCAGGAGACCGAUCCUCCAGACACACGCCAAGAACUAAAUGAACUGGUGCAGAAUGAUGAGGUCUCAUUUGAUGGCAAUGGUCCAGAUUUGGAAAUGAGUGUCUCUGACUCGGACUGUUCCAUAGGCGAGAACGAGCGAACAGAUCCCCUGACCGGAGGAAAACCACGAGUGAGAGCGAUUUCGGCAGAGGUUUUGCAACUAAUUGAGUCCGAGAUGGAGGGCAGGAAUUUCGGCGUCAGAAAAGAAGACGGAGCAAAAUUGGUUGUAGUUUUUGAAGGUUUCCUGUAUCGAUUCUUUUCCGCUCUGGAGAGUGGAGGAUCUGUAUGGGUGUGUCUUGAAAAAAGGCUACGACUAUGUAAUUCUAAGCUGGAGAUUGACUCAUCCGGUAAAACUGCAUCCAUAAUAGGGAAAAUCAAUAACCACUCUCAUUCGCAAAAACCGGCAAUGCUUAUGGAAUGCCCACCAGGAAAAGGAUUCGCCGAAUAUAAAGACACCCAGGAACCGUUUUGGUUCUUCUACGGCGAACAGUCGAACUCGAGUAGUAAGCUGACGCGAAGCAUCGUAUUCGAGAACUACAGAUAUUUCCUGCAUCAGAUUAGAAAUAGUGGUGCGAAUAGUGUCUGGUACUGCCUAUCGCGAGGAGCAGGGAAAUGCAAAUGCAGUUUACUCAUCACCGGAAUGUUCAAGCGGAUUGAAGUUAAAGGGUCGCACAACCAUAGGCCAGUUUCGCAGAAAAAGAUCGAUGCUGUUUUGACAAAAGUCGGAAUUGGCGCAGAUUCGACGGAGGCAAUAAGCGCUUUUCAGAGGAACGUUUCGGACGAUGAAAUUGAUGACUGUCGAUUGAAUAAAGAACUUGCUAAAGAGCAGCAGAAAUGUGCCAUCAAAUCUCUGACCAAAGAGAAGCAACCAGAGAUUUUCCGCAUUCUCAGUGUGGACGAUCCCGAGCGGAAAUUCGAGUGUUUGCAUGCGGGUUCCAAGAUGAAGAUCAAACAGGAUGGCUACGAGUUCAGGUACUUCGGAAGGCAAAAAGAUGGAACCACGCUGUGGAAGUGCAUCAUGGAUUCACUGCAACACUGCGGUUUGGUCGUAAGGGUCGACACAGAUGGCAGACGUUUCGAUAUAUUCAAAGGAAGAAAGCAUAGUCACAAACCGGAGCCGGCUCCGCUAUUCAGUUACCCUCUGGGAAAGCGAAUGAUUGGGGGAGAACCUCUGUGGCUGAUUCUACGACAUUCUAUGUACUAUGAAGGCAGAUGCGUAAUCUAUCGGGAUAAUGUGUUCAUAAUACUGGACAUAACCCGCAAGGGAGUCGUACGCUGGAAUUGCCUCAGGAAGCACUCGUGUCGUGCUCUGUUGAUCGUGAAGGGGGAUUUUGAGGAAGUAACUUUCCGCAAUGCCCAUUCCCACGAGAAUACAUCCCAAGAAAUUUUGACAAAGUUGAUCGAAGGACGAUCACCAGAAUUAGAAUCAGAUGAAGAUCUCACAUUCAGGCAAAGGCUUCUGUCGUACCCGUCAACGGUAGGCAAAAUCUGGAACGAAGCCACUCACCAGAACGAAACGUUUUACAUCCUGAAGACUAUGAAAACCGGAGAAACAGUUACCUGUGGAUUGGUAUUUCAAAAUUACCGAUACGUUUUAGCAUCGCUCGAUCAGAACUGCACAAGCCGGUGGACGUGUACGAAGCAUAACUCUCGGAACAUUAGGUGUAGGGCGGCCGUGAUCGUAGAAGGUCAUUACGACUCGAUUUGCAUUAGGAGUAAGCACAACCACGAUGCAAUGCACGAUUCCGAAAUGGAGCUCAUGAUCAAACGGAGUGUUGCGGAUAACUUAAUGGAAGAAGGACAAGCAAAAGGCAGUUUGGAAGAAAUGUCUGAGAAAAAUGUUGGAUCGAAGAAUAUACUGUCCCAGCUUGCGCGGCAUGACCCUGUCAGGAACUUUGAAGUAUCCAGAGUAACAUCGAAAUUAAUCAUACGUUACGAAGGUGAAGAGUUUCGGCUGAGAUCUCGCAAAACCGAUGGAAGUAGUUUGUGGAGUUGUACCUGGUUGAAGAUGCGUCGCUGUCCAGUGGUGCUUAGUUUAAGUGCUGACGGUAGAAGUGUCACCAACGUGGAUCCAACGAAGGAACAUAAUCAUUCCGUAGAUCAAGUAGCUGUUUAUCAUAUGAACACUGGAAAAGGUCAAAUCUUUGACGAAAAUAGACACGUUUACGCGUCCUAUUGGGUUUUUGGCCACCCCUGGGAGUAUCGGGAAUCUCGUGCCGUCAUCUAUCAAGGCCAUAAGUAUUACCUGAACAUUAUUGGCAACAAUCGGGUGAGUACCUGGAAGUGUCGAAUACGGCAUUGCAAGGCUUACAUUCGCGUAGAGGGCACUUUUCAGACGUUGUUCCACAAACAUCAACACACUCAUGAACGUCUGGCUGAUGAUGAAAUACUGGCCAUUACAAACUCAACCGAAGUGGAUCCAGAUUUGUUAGAAAGUAGUGAACCCCUCGAAGUUGCCGUUGACCCUAAAGAUCACGAAGGUCCACUCCGUCCAGCUACUCUGCUACACAUACUGUCUACGAAUGAUCACGAUCGGAAUUUCCACGUUACGAUUUAUAAAGAUCAAAUGAAAAUACAUCAAAAUCGUUACGAGUAUUACUAUCGAUCGUCCACCGAGACCCACUCCCUUUGGAAGUGCAUCUUCUUCACAAUCAGACGAUGUCGUGCCACAAUUCACCUGGACAACGACUGUAAAACGGCAACCCUGCCGGACGUCCCGAAGCAUAACCACAAGGAGGAACUGUGGGACAUGUUCUACUAUCCGCUCGGAGAGCACUCCAUCAUGGAUGCCUACACCGAAUCAGUGCAACCUUUCUGGUUCCUCAUGCAACCCGGGUUCUUUCGAUCGCAUCCGAUGAUCAUCUACGAGGGUAACAAGUUCACUUUGGCAUCGAUCACCGAAAACGGAGACAACAGCCGGUGGCGAUGCGUAACACAUCUCUGCCGAGCCACGUUGACCGUUACGGGACUGUUCGAGCUGGUGGUGGGUGGUCAUCCGCACAAUCACGAACCACAACCGGAGCAAAAGCGAGCCGAGUGGAUACGACAGUACGGUACGCCUGGCGGUAGUAGUAGCGCGGAUGCCGAGGACGACUUCGACGUGAUACCGUUUGUUAAGGUAGAAAUGGAAGAUUGCGAUGCAAUGGCGUACGAAGAUGAUGAGUAUGCGGAAAUGUAGUUUAAAGGUGUAAGUAAACAUGUUUUCAUGUACAGUUACGCAUUAAAAAUAUUGUUAUGUCUAUUGUA